Messenger RNA from Leptopilina boulardi, 8586 nucleotides. RefSeq names its product HEAT repeat-containing protein 5B. The transcript has 30 exons. The coding region runs from base 407 to 6667 and encodes 2086 amino acids. Gene Ontology annotation, cellular component: membrane; endocytic vesicle; Golgi apparatus. The record is from RefSeq and is a predicted model, not a curated record. Gene Ontology annotation, biological process: intracellular protein localization; retrograde transport, endosome to Golgi; endocytosis. Lineage: Eukaryota; Metazoa; Arthropoda; Insecta; Hymenoptera; Figitidae.
UGUAUGUUUCUGUCAGUUUUUGCUUUGUUGUCAACUAAAUACAGUUCUCUUAUCGAUAUUCAACGUGUAUUUUAACAUUUUUAAUAAUAUCACAAUUCUAAAUAUAUAAUUGAAUUGAUUUUACGAGCAUUUAUAACCAAAAUUUUUCAUUAAUUAUCGUGAUAAAUGUAAUAUUUAUCUCAUCUCGUUAAGAAUCAUCAUCAUCAGUUCAUGAUAAAAAAUCUAUGAACACAUUUCUAGUGGAAAAAGAAAAUAUAAAGAUCAAUGUUUAGCUACUCAGGAAGUUUUAUGAAUAAAUUGUCAAGAAUGUCAAAUAUUAAAUUAGCAAUUAUUAACUACUUAGGAAGAAUCUGAAGACCGACAAGAAUAUAUAAAUAUUUGCAAACGGAGAAUUUCUUUUUAAACAAUGAUGGAGUUAAGUCACAGUUUGACUCUUAAUGAGGAUGCUCUCAAUCAAAUACCUGAAGCAAAACGUCCAGUUUUUGUUUUUGAAUGGCUGCGAUUUUUGGAUAAAGUUUUGAUAGCUGCUCAAAAAAAUGACAUUAAGGGAUGUCAACAAAAAUUAGUGGAACAGUUAACAAAACAUAUGCAAGGAGCGCCAGGACCUCCAACUCGUCGAUUAAUUGCAAGAUGUCUUGCUACAUUAUUUAGUGUUGGUGACACAUUUUUACUUUUUGAUACUGUUAACAAAUGCAAUGAUAUUCUUAAAAAUAAAGACGAUUCUCCAAGUUUUCUCCCUACCAAAUUAGCUGCCAUAUGUUGUGUUGGUUGUAUGUAUGAAAAAUUAGGAAGAAUGAUGGGUCGCUCCUAUGAGGAAACAGUUCAAAUUUUAAUAAAAUCCCUUCGUUCAGCAGAAUCACAAACUCGAAUUGAAAUAAUGUACACUUUGGAGAAAGUUUGCGCUGGGAUGGGAUCGGCAAUUACCAACGUACAUAAAGAAAUUUACAAAGUAUGUCGACAUUGUUUAACUGAUAGAGUUAUGGCUGUUAGAUGUGCCGCUGCGAAGUGUCUUCUUGAGAUGUUGAAUCAUUCACCAUUUUUGUAUACAACAGAAAUUGAAAGUGUUGCAACUCUCUGUUUUCGGGCAUUUGAGGGAUCAAAUUAUGAAGUUAGAUGUUCAGUUGCCAAACUUUUAGGUGCACUUGUUGCAAUGACACAAAUUCCACCACCGAAAGGACAAAAUCCUUCAGCAACUCAGAGUAAAUCAACAAAACAAAUAUCAUUAGAGGAGGUGUUAAAUAUCUUAAUGUCAGGAUUUCUAAGAGGCGGUGUUGGCUUUCUAAAAGGAACUGGAGAAAUAAUUAAAGGCAGUUCCGGUGUUAAUAGAGAAGUACGAGUUGGUGUAACUCACGCUUAUGUUGUGUUUGUUCAAAUAUUGGGCGGUACUUGGCUGGAACGAAAUAUAGGAACAUUGGUGGCACAUGUUUUAGAUUUAGUUGCUAAUCCAAAAGCCGCGAGUUCUCACGUUGAUGCGGUUUAUUCGAGAAAAUGUAUCAAUUUUAUUUUACGUGGAACAAUUGGAAAAUUAUUGGGCGAAGGCGCUCAGGCUGCGGCAUGCAAAGAAAUUGCACAUAUUAUUUUAAAACAAAUGAAUUCAAUUGAUUUUAGUCCGGAAAAUGCAAAAGACUUCAAUCAGGAAACUUUGUUUAGUCAACAUUUAUUGGUUUGUGCUUUGCAAGAAAUGGGUAAUUUAAUUUUAGGCCUUGGCACAACAGCGUCAAAUCUUCUGUCAGAUCAAUCGUUAAAUUUGAUUGAUACUGUGAUGGCAGUAUUGGUUCAUCCGUGUCAGGCAGCUCGACUUGCGGCAGCAUGGUGUUUGCGUUGCAUUUGCGUUGCUGUUCCAAGUCAAAUAACACCAUUGAUCGAUCGUUGUGUUGAAGGAAUUGAAAAUAUGCGAAGUUCACCGGAAGCAAUAACAGGAUAUAGUAGUGCAUUGGCUGCAGUUUUGGGAAGUGUUCGACUAUCGCCACUUGGAGUUCCGCACACAAAAGGAAAGAUAAUUUUCAAUACGGCGGAAGAAUUAUUGAGAAGUGCAAGUCAAAAUAGUAGAUUGUCAUUGAAUAGAACACACGCGGGAUGGCUUUUAAUUGGAGCAAUAAUGACAUUGGGAACGGCAGUUGUUAAAGGAUUAUUGCCAAGAAUGUUGUUACUUUGGAGAAAUUCAUUUCCACGAUCGAGUAAAGAGCUUGAGAGUGAAAAAGCAAGAGGAGAUGCUUUUACAUGGCAAGUGACAUUGGAGGGAAGAGCUGGAGCUUUGUCGGCUAUGCAUAGUUUUCUUUUGCACUGUCCAGAACUAUUAAAUGACGAUAUCACAAGAAGAUUACUUACGCCAAUUGAAUCUGCUCUCGCUAUGCUUACAAAUUUAUCAACUGUAUUGAAAAGCUACGGUCAACAAUUGAAAGCUCCAGCUGCAAUGGUUCGAUUACGUCUCUAUGAAACUCUAUUGUUGUUACCGUCGCAGACGUUUGAAGGCUCCUAUACGCAUUUAUUGAGAAUGUUGGUUUCGGAAUUCACUUUGACGGAUAAUUCAGGAAAUACAACAACUUCAAUGCUUCGUGCUGUUUGUCAUGCAAAUGAUUCUGUCAUUCUUGGUACCUGGCUACAAGAAACUGAUCAUCGAACAAUUGAAGAUCAAAUGGAACCAAACAGAAGAGCCGAUUUGGAACAUUUGCAGCCAAAUAGUGCGGCAGGUUCAGGUGCUCUUGAACAUAAUUCAUGCUGUUUGUAUCGACCAGUUCCACCCAAUGAUUCAAUUCCUGGUCCUUUACCAUUGGGCGUUGCAGUUAUCGAUCUUUCUGUUUCACUAUUUGGACAAAUUUUUCCACGAGUGGCAAAUAAACAUAGAUUACAAAUGUUGGAUCAUUUUAGUGAAUGUAUUAAACAUGCAAAAUCGGGUAGACAAGAAGCUAUUCAAAUGAAUAUUUUCACUGCUGUUCUCAGUGGAUUAAAGGGACUCAAUGAAGCAAAAACUGGAUUUGGUCAAGAGGAUGUUAAAAAAUCAGCGACAAAUAUUAUUAUUAGUACAUUAAUAAGUAGCAAUGCAAUAUUGAGAUGGGCUGCAGGCGAGGCUGUGGGAAGAAUGGCACAAGUGAUUUCCGAUCCGAAAUUUACGGCCGAAUUGGCACAGACAAGUUUCGAUAGAUUGAAAUCAGCACGAGAUGUUGUUAGUCGAACUGGUCAUUCCUUGGCAUUGGGUUGUCUUCAUAAAUAUGUCGGUGGUAUGGGAUCUAGUCAGCAUCUUAAUACGAGUGUCAGUAUUUUAUUGGCACUCGCACAGGAUAAUUCAUCACCUGUUGUACAGGUUUGGUCAUUGCAUGCACUUGCUUUAAUUGCCGAUUCGGGAGGACCAAUGUUUAGAGGCUACGUUGAACCAACUUUAUCAUUGGCUUUGACUCUUUUAUUAAAUGUUCCACAUUCUUAUAUUGAUGUUCAUCAAUGCAUUGGAAAAGUUCUCUCUGCCCUCAUCACUACAAUUGGUCCAGAACUUCAAGGAAAUACAUCUUCGAUUUGUAUGGCGAGAUCAUCAUUUUUGUGCGCUUGUGCUAUAAUGCAAGAUCAUCAGGAUCCUCUUGUUCAAGCUGAAGCAACUGGAUGUUUGCAACAAUUGCAUUUAUUCGCUCCAAGACAUGUUAAUCUUUCAUCUUUAGUUCCUACUCUAUGUCGAACAUUGUCGAGCAAUCAUUUGCUUUUGCGAAAAGCUGCGAUCUCAUGUCUGAGACAAUUGACACAACGAGAAGCAAAAGAAGUUUGUGAACAUGCAAUGACACUUGCCAAUGAAAGUCGAGAUACAAAUAUUGUGGAAGGUCUCGUAAUAACAGAAACUGGACUUCCUGGUGUUUUAUUCAGUAUGCUGGAUACCGAAAGCGAUAGUCAAUUAAUUAAGGAUAUUCACGAUACUUUAACAAGUAUGCUGCAAAUUUUAGCGGCUGACAAUUUAUCCCAAUGGUUAUCACUUUGCAAGGACGUUUUGACAGUAGCAACUGAGUCGAGUACAGUGGAGGAAGUGACAAAUGUUAAUAAUGAGGAAACAAUCGCAGACAAUGAGAAUGUUGACGCUGAAGGUGAUGACGAUCAGGUGGAAUUUCACGCUGAUGAAUCGUCUAAACAGCGACAAACAGUUCAACCAAGAUGGCCAACAAGAGUGUUUGCUGCACAAUGUGUUCGACGAAUUGUCGCCGCUUGUAUGAUUGAUCGACAAGCACAUUUGGAUUUAUCGUUGGCUAAAGAAAUGCAAUCAAUUAAAGGCAGAAGUGAUUUUCUUGUUUUACAUCUUUCUGAUCUUGUGAGAAUGGCAUUUAUGGCAGCGACAAGCGAUUGUGAUCCACUUCGUCUUGAGGGUCUUAAAACAUUGCAGGAAAUUAUUGAUAAAUUUGCCAAAGUUCCUGAACCUGAAUUUCCAGGUCAUCUUCUCUUGGAACAAUUCCAGGCACAGGUCGGUGCCGCAUUGAGACCGGCAUUUUCGUCGGAGACACCACCUCACGUGACAGCGGCGGCUUGUGAGGCUUGUAGCGCAUGGAUUGGCAGUGGAGUAGCGAGAGAUCUCAAUGAUUUGCGACGUGUUCAUCAAUUAUUGGUAUCGUCGCUUGAAAAAUUGCGAGAGGGUCACACACUACCGCAAUUGUAUAAUGAGAGUUUAUCCACACUUGAGAGACUUGCGAUAUUAAAAGCAUGGGCCGAGGUUUAUGUCGUGGCAAUGAUUAAUGAAGGAUCAGCUCCUGAUUAUCGAGAAGACGCACUGAGAAAUGUGAAACAAAUCAAAGAAAACGAGGAGGAGGAGGCUUUCGGUGAAUUUGAAUUUCAAAACGAAAGCCUUUUGAGUUUAGUGCAACCGGAACUAUUAAGUUUGAGUCAGUAUUGGCUAUCAGCAUUAAGAGAUCACGCUCUUCUUUCACUUCCGCCAGAAUUUUCGAGUCAAUUGCCACACGAUGGUGGUGCUUUUUACACAACUGAUACAAUGGAAUCUGCACGUCCUUAUUAUUCGGAAUCUUGGGCUCCUAUUCUUUAUGCUGCAACACUUUGGUUAAAUGCAAGGGAAUUUAAAAAAGAUGAAUCACUUGAUUCUUAUAAUAAAAAAUCCGAUGGAACAAAUAAUAAUAGCUCGAGUUCAACUACUUCAUCCAGUAAACAGAGUAAAAAUAUUGAACGUUUCCAUUUACUUUUUGGUAUUUGUAUGGAAGCACUUUGCAGUCCCAGGUCUUCCGAGUCGACGCAAAAUAUUGAAACUUGUUUGAGUGCUUUAUAUACAUUGCUCGAUUCACAAUGGGCUCGUAAAGUUUUAAUGACUGAUCGUUCGUUGCCAAUAGAACUUUGUAAUGUCCUCCAUAGAUUAUUGUUAACAAGAGAAAAUUAUACUAUUCAAAUAAUGACAAUGGAAGUUUUGAAACAAAUCAUGAAAUCAGCGCAAGAAGAUCUUGUUGAUAGAAAAAAGACAAAUAAAUUGGAAUUAGCGUCAAAUAAUGAGGAAACAAAAGAAAUUCCCGAACUUGAUUUAAUUGGUGAAGGCGAUGAGAAAGGGGAAUUAAUUCCUGGAAAAUCGUUAGUUUUUGCAGUACUUGAAGUAUGUUUGUGUCUUUUAGUUCGACAAAUACCGGCAUUAAAUCCAAAUCCUGGUGGUACAACUGCUAUUUUAUCACAACGACGUUAUACUCCUUCGGAGAAAAGUGGCAAACUUAUUGCUUCCACACUUUCCAUUAUGGAAAUUCUUCCUAAUCUUUGUUCUCCAGCUGGAGCAACGGCAAUUCUUCCAACUUUGCUUUUCUUAACGACUGGAGUUAUACGAGAAACAGCGAUACGAACGAAUAAUGAUAUUAUUAGAACAGGAUCGGAGACUCCUGUUCAUGCUGCACUUCAUUGUUUAAAAACAUUGACUGUUAAUAAAUAUUCAAAAGAUUCACGCAGUCAGAGACAAUGGACUUCACUUUUACAAAGCGCUCUUGCCAAAAUUAUCGAUCUCGCAAAAACAGGGAGCGAUGAAACAAAAAUGGAUGAGGUUGCAAUGAUGUUAGGCAUUGCGGUAUUUGUUCUUCACGCAUUACCGGAAGUUGUGAGCGCUCCCAAUUUGCAAUUUCCCUGUAUCAAUCAUUUUCGACAGGCAAUGCAAUCGGAAAAUAUUUCGAUUAAAUUGAAAUGCGUGCAAACGUUGAGAACAAUUUUCCAGCAUCCAGAGCUCAGUAUCAGUACACCGUACAUUCAUUCAUUGGCACCAAGAAUAGUUGAAUUUUUAUAUAGCGAACAAAGUAAACAAGUGGAAAAUGAUUCUGAAUUAUCAUUUACAUUGGAAUGUAUUAUGUCAAUAGAAGGAUUGAUCGCACUUGCUGAACCUGCGAAUCGAGAAUUAAUGCAAGGUAUUCAAAUGCUGACUCUUCUGGUUCCAAUUCUGAUAAACUUUCUACUGGAAGGAGAUAAAUUGCAACAUGGAACUAAAUAUCAAAUAAGUCUUCAUCAACAGAGUUUUCAAUGGUUGAAUAAAAUUGGUCCAAAAUAUCCUCAGGAAUUUAAGACACUUAUGUCUCAAUCAACAGAAUUGAAAACUAAAUUGGAAAAUGCCGUGCGAUUGAGCCAUUUACAAGCACAGAUGCUUUCCAGAACAUCCGAACCAGUUAAACCUCAAUUCAAAGUACUUGCACCUUCUAUUAAAUUGAAAACUGAUUUCUCCAAUUUUAAUUGAAUUUGGAGAGUGAAGUUUCAACUAAAUGUAAAUUUCACCUUUCUAAAAUAGUUUUUAAUUGAAUAUGAUUUUUAAUAUUUAUAAAUGUAUAGAGGUUUUUUUUUCGCUCUCUACACAUGCCACUAACAAUUUCCAAAGUUUUUUUUUUUUUUUUUUUACUUGCUAACAACUAAUUUUCUUUUAUUUUUAAAUAACUUUCCAAUGCCUUUAUUUAUUUAUUUAUAAGAGAAUAUUCUUUUUUUUUAAAUCAAGUCUCCUUUGCAUUUAGAAUCAGUUUUUUUUAAAUAUAAGCAUUUAGUACUUAUCACAAAGCACAGUAUAUUAUUUAUCAUUAUCAUUGUUAAUCAAAAAUUUUAAUCGAAAAUUAAAUGUUAAAUUUUAUAAUAUUUGAUGGUAGAAAAAAAAAUAUUUCUAACAAUUUGUCAUUUAUUUUAAUAUUUUUUUAAUUCACUACUAAAAGACUUAUUUCAUUUUCAUUAUUUUCUUUUAACGUAAUACAUAAUUAAAAGUAAUAAUUUAUUGUUUACAUUUAAUAAUUUCUCGAGAAUGAAAUAAUUUAGAACUGAAAGGACAAAGUUAAAUUAUAUUUUUUAUACUUGAGGAUUGCACAAAACGAGACAUGAUAAAAAGUAUUUUUAAUUAUAUAUUUAUUUGGUGCCAUAAACAAAAGUGUAAUUUAGAAAAUGUAACAAGUUUUUCGAAAUUAUUUUCAAAUUAAUAUUUUGUUUUAAUAUCUUUUCUCAUUGUAUUCUUUAGCUUUUGCUUUUUUAAUUUUAGUAAAAAUGUGUUACUUUUCUUCUUUUUUUUACUGCUUUUCUGUUUAAUUUGACUUGAAUGCAAGAUAACUGAAUUUUUUUUAAAUAUUAUCUGAUUUUAAAUAUUGUCAGAAUUUUAAUUAGAAUUUUGAUUUUAAUUUUAAUUGAAAUUUAAUAUAAUUUAAAUCGAAUAUUAAUAUUUGAAUUGAAUUCAAAUGAUUGAUUUUAAAAUAAUAUGAUAGAAUAAUUGCACAUUCAAUGGUAAGAUAUAAUUAUCGUAUUUUAAAAAAAAAAUUGCGUAAAAUGAAAACUUUGUGUCAAUUGAAUGAGAUAAUUAUUUGAUUAUGUCAAUUAAUUUUCUUAAAUUGUGAAUUUACCUGAUCAACGACUUUUUGCCUUAGUGUAACUAAAAUAUUUCUUUAUUAUGAAUGUAAAUUAUUUUUCUUGUAUAUGUGAAACGUUAUUCAUGAAUGAAGUUAAAGACGAAAGACUGAAGUGAUAAAAAUUCAUGUACAUUAGAAUCAACAGGACAUUUACGUAGAAGUACAUUUAAAAUGGAAUUUUAUAAAAAAAAAAAAAAAGAAACAAUCAUUAUGAUGUUGCAAACUUAUAAAGAAAUAGAUUCUUAUUUUAUUGGAUUAUUUUAAAUAAUUGAAUAUAACAAAAAUUCACAAUUAUUUUAUUUAUUAAUAGUCAAUUAUGUAUUUGUUAUAAUUUUAAACAUUAUUAAUUAUUAUUAAUUAAUUUUGAUUAUUAAUUACAAAUUUUAAUUACUAAUUUUAAUUACGAAUUAAAAAAUGACUAAGUACUAAUUAAUGAUUAAUAAAUAAAAUUAAUUAUUAAUUAUUAUUGAAUUGAAAUAAAAAUUGAUUUUUAAAAAUUGAAAAUUAGGAAAAUUGUAUUACAGGGUAGAAAAUGUGUACGAUUUAUUGAAAGAAAGAAAAAUUAAUUAAAGUCCUUAAUUGUUUUGUCUGUAAUAAGAAUAUGUGAAAUUAGUUGGUAGAAAAUUCUUCCUGUCAUAAAUUUUAUAAAAUACAAUAUUACAGAAGCAGUUUCGAAAAAUUUAUUUCUUCUCUAACAUUUUUUGCUGUGAAAAUGUUGAAUCGGAAACUCUUCUGGAAUAUUGGAACCAAAAAAAAAAAAAUAAAAUAAUAGAAUACAAAA